CCGCGGCCGCCGCCACCGCCGCUACCGCCUGGAGCUCCAUGGGCUUCUCCUGUGCGCCGCCUCGUGUCUGGCCGCGUCCAGGGAGCCGCGGCGCCGGGUGCCGGGAAGCCAUCGCCGCAGCCCGAGACCGGAUCCCGGGUCGGGGACUGCAGAGGGAGGCGGCGGCGGGAGCCCCACCGGGGGCCUGGGACAGGGGAACUGCCUCCGGCUUCACGAUGCCAGUAUGGACAGAAUAACUUAUGAUGCUCAACCCCGCCCACCACUUCCGAGACAUUGAACGAAAACCUGUAUACCUCCAGCCAGAGAAGUGCAUCCCACCUCCCUACCCUGGUCCUGUGGGAACCAUGUGGUUUAUCCGCGACGGCUGUGGCAUUGCCUGUGCCAUUGUCACCUGGUUUCUGGUCCUCUACGCGGAGUUCGUGGUCCUCUUUGUCAUGCUGCUUCCAUCCAGAGACUACGUGUACAGCAUCAUCAAUGGGAUCCUUUUCAACGUGCUGGCCUUCUUGGCCCUGGCUUCCCACUGCCGGGCCAUGCUGACGGACCCCGGGGCCGUGCCCAAAGGAAAUGCUACUAAAGAAUUUAUCGAGAGUUUGCAGCUGAAGCCUGGGCAGGUGGUGUACAAGUGUCCCAAAUGCUGCAGCAUCAAACCCGACCGAGCCCACCACUGCAGUGUCUGUAAGCGGUGCAUUCGCAAGAUGGACCACCACUGUCCCUGGGUCAAUAACUGUGUCGGAGAGAACAACCAGAAGUACUUCGUCCUGUUUACAAUGUACAUCGCUCUCAUUUCCUUGCACGCCCUCAUCAUGGUGGGAUUCCACUUCCUGCAUUGCUUUGAAGACGACUGGACAAAGUGCAGCUCCUUCUCGCCGCCCACCACGGUGAUCCUCCUCAUCCUCUUGUGCUUUGAGGCACUGCUCUUCCUCAUUUUCACGUCAGUGAUGUUUGGGACCCAGGUGCACUCCAUCUGUACAGAUGAGACGGGAAUAGAACAAUUGAAAAAGGAAGAGAGAAGAUGGGCUAAAAAAACAAAGUGGAUGAACAUGAAAGCUGUGUUUGGCCACCCCUUCUCCCUAGGCUGGGCCAGCCCCUUUGCCACGCCAGACCACGGGAAGGCAGACCCGUACCAGUAUGUGGUCUGAAGAACCCCGAGCCGUGCUGGCACCCAGACAGCCACAUCACAGCACUACCGUCCGACCCGCUCUCAUGAAUGUUAAAACUGAAAAGCAAAACAACUACUCUUAAAACUUUUUUUAAUGUUUCAAAAUGGCUGAGCAUUGCAGAGAAAAAAAAAAAAACUUUUUAUUUUUGAAAAAAAAAUCAUUUUGAUUUUUUUUUUCUUUUUUUGGUGAUUGAAGCUGCUCUUUUUUCCUUUUGAAAUCACUUCUCUGGCCUCUGGUUUCCUCUCUGCGUUCUGUCUGGCGUGACUAACGUGGAGGGUGCUGUCUCCUGGCCAUGCCCACUUCUACUAAUCGAGCAACCCGUGACGCUGUGUGUGGAUGGAGCGGUUCAGUUGGAGAGUAAGGGGCAGGAGCCCCCGUGGGACUUGGAACCUUACCCAGGACGGCUGCUGAGCUGCGGAGGCCUGAGCAGGACAGGUGCAGGGUGGGCAUCUUGGGAAGGGUCCCAGGACAGCGGGCCGCUCCCAUAGCCGAGGGGUCUCUCACUGCUGCCGCCUCUGCAGUGACACUCGUCUGUUUGUACUCUGUGGGCUCGGGCUGGGGACAGUGAUUUUGGGGAGGGUGGGGAGAGAAAGGCAACGGACGGGUCAUAUUGUGUCCUGUGUUGGCAUUUAUACUCCCUGUGAUGAUUGGGAAGAGGGUGAAGCAAAGAAGGUUUUCCAGUUCAAAAUGCCUUAUACAAUCAGAGGAAAAAAUGAUUUCAGGCAAGGUGCAGCUUCCUUUGUGGCAUUCACUCCCUCUCACCCCUCUCCCUCCUCACACCCCUCCUAGCCAGGUAUCAACUAAGCAGUGUUAAUUCCCAGUGAGACACACAGAAAUCCUUUCCUCAACCCCUUUUUGCUUUGUAGAUCUCUAAAAUGGGUUCACACUUGGGCGCUUCAGACCAGAGGCCCAUAGCCAUGUCUUACCUGUGCCCUGACCCGGGAGACUGUUGUCCUGCCUCAGGCUGGCCGUGACGCUGGGCCGACAUUACAGCCCCUGGCCUCUCUGAAGAAGAUGGGGACAGGAGGAGAGGAGCGUCCUGGUAUCUGGCAUCAGCAGAUGCCCUGACCCUGUGGUGCUGAGCAGCUGAAUAGCUUUUCUGCUGGAGAAGGGGGCAGUGCAGUGAGUUUCAUCUUAAAGAGUCCGUGAGCGCUGGACAGGAGGGGGCAGUGCAGAAGCCGCGGGCACCCCACCCCAGCAGUUGCAUCCAAACACUGGCCGUGUGUGAACAGACAUGUUCAGGCAGUCACACAGAGCUCCAUUUUAGCUUUUGCUUGGGGUGAGGGAAGGAGAAGUUUAUUCAGUCCAGUGCUGGGUAGGGAAACACGAUCCAGCCAUGAGAUUAUUAUUUUUUUUCCAGACAAGUCUGUGGAACAUGCUGCCUCUUUUCAAUUGUCAGUGCUUCCACAUGGAGACAAAAUGCAAUAAAACUUUUCCAAAACCUG
Molecule: messenger RNA, 2605 nt
Organism: Ochotona curzoniae (black-lipped pika)
Lineage: Eukaryota; Metazoa; Chordata; Mammalia; Lagomorpha; Ochotonidae
Gene: ZDHHC3
Product: zinc finger DHHC-type palmitoyltransferase 3
Exons: 7
Coding region: 240-1139 (299 amino acids)
Biological process (GO): protein targeting to membrane; peptidyl-L-cysteine S-palmitoylation
Cellular component (GO): Golgi apparatus; endoplasmic reticulum
Molecular function (GO): protein-cysteine S-palmitoyltransferase activity
Source: RefSeq, a predicted model, not a curated record